AUGGCUCCCAAGAAAUCGGUCAAAGAUAUCUACGACAUCCCAAGCGACGACGAAGACGACGAAAACACCCCGCUGGUCAAAGCCAAGACGCAUCAACGUCCAAUGCCACCGAAAGCUCCUCCGUCGCGCACCGGCGCAUCCAAAGAUGGCCUCGUCGUUAGCGACAGCCAAUCUGAAGGCGAACAUCCACGUCCUGGACCCAAGCGGUCCGCUAGACAGAGCUCUAGGCUCGUCAUCGAGCUACCCCAGAGAAAGGCGCCUCCUUCUGACGUAGAGAUUGUGGACGUGGACGGCGAUCAAAACCACAAUUCACCCGUCGACCGGGUCAAAAAGAAGAGGCCAGCGCGCAACUCUACAUCCUCGUCCAAGUUCGUUGACAGAGGGGACAGCAGCACCCCUCUAGAGUCUGAUGACGAGGCAGACGGACAGCAGGGAGGCAGAAUUACUGCGCGAACCUUUACGGCCCAUCUUUCCGUCGAGAUGGUCGAGCCAACCAGAGAAUUUCUCAAGGCGCUUCCCGAUCACAAGUCGCGGGCUCAUACUUGGGUUCGAAAGUACAAGACCGGAGCCGUCAACAUGGACAUUCUCAACAAUGAGAUCCUUCCCUGGGUCCCUCGCUCCGAGGACUGGACCGAGGAAGACCACAAGAGAAUUCACCGCAAGUGGCGCGAUGACCCAACACGGGAUAAACAGAUUGAAACAAAAACAAACAAAGACAUUCAAACGCUGACCAAGACGUGUUUGCUCUUCUUCCGCUGUUUACCCGAGCAUAUCCUGUCCAGAAACGACAUGGAAUAUGACUUUGGGCAGAAUAGCACUUCCAAAGAUGGGGAGCAAACCCUUAUCUGGAGUGCUCCUUUUUGCAAGGAGAUGCAUGCUCUCCUUCCGCAUGCCAUGUUUGCGGGAGACACCAAGCUGUUGGCUACGGCCCUGCAGUACGUCGUCAUGGUCGAGACUGACGAUCGCAGGUGCUGGCCCAUGGCAACGCCUGUAUGGGACGAGUUUCCCAAGCAGAUGCAGGCUCUGUCUCGCGACCAAAGGACCUCCCAGUCCCGUAGAAGCAUCGUCGAGAUUCGAAAGGAGGUCAAGAGCAAUGGCCAGCAGGCUGGAUAUGCUCCAUCUCAUUGGAACAUGCUUUUUGAGCGCAUUGAGCAGCUGCUCGAAAAAGCGGCAAAGAAGAAGACCAAGAGCCAGAUUCCCGACAGGGCGGGAACCUUGAGCGAAGAUCCGUUCCAACCCUACAAAGUGCACAAGCGGCAUCUUGUCUGUUUGAGGGAGGCCUUGGAUCAAAUGGGUCCCUUUGGCUUCCCCGCUUGGAUGUCUACAACGCUAACAGCCAAAGCCGUCAACGGCUCCAGGCCCAACGAUACGUUCCCUACCGGCAAAGACUUUUCCCAGGUCCGUGACCGAAUGUAUCUCCACGACUUGGAGCGAAGCGCCCAUCAAGCAAAGCUGGCUGCCAUAGCCCAGGCGCAGCCGCCGUCCGGCUCCCAGCAGGCGCAGCCACCGUCCGUUGCCGAGGCCGCGACGCCCUCGCAGGUGGUUGUGCCAGCAACCCAGCACAUCUCCAAGCCCGGUUUCAAACCAAACUCGACCGGGAGUACAAAGAGGCGUCAAUCGGUGACCCGGUCGCCGCAGAGAAAAAGACAGAGACAGAACCAAUCUCGGUCACCCUCGAGAAUUCCGGAUACUCAGACGCAGGCAGCUAGGCCAAGCAAGGACCGUCGCGUCAUCCGGGCUGAUUCAGGCCACGUUGAUCACGCAAAACAGCCGGCUGAGCCAGAAGCUCAUACAGAGGAGCGGCAUGAUACCUCCAAGCAUCAAGAAAAGCAACAUGUCAUGCAGGAGCAUGAUCCCCAGCAAGUCGUGCAGUCAGACAGCGGGGAAAGGCACGGAGAUGUUCCCGUUGCAGAGCCCGACAACGCAGGUGCUGGUUCUUCACCUGCACGACUUGGAGAGGCUGAAAACAAUCAGCUCUCAGCCCCGCAUUCGAGCGUUGCUGAUAUGCCGGAGCUGAACUUCCCGAGGACGUAG
Neurospora hispaniola is the source of this 2034-nucleotide messenger RNA. RefSeq lists its product as uncharacterized. The record is from RefSeq and is a predicted model, not a curated record. The coding region runs from base 1 to 2034 and encodes 677 amino acids. Lineage: Eukaryota; Fungi; Ascomycota; Sordariomycetes; Sordariales; Sordariaceae. The transcript is spliced from 2 exons.